Messenger RNA from Eremothecium cymbalariae DBVPG#7215, 687 nucleotides. RefSeq names its product peptide alpha-N-acetyltransferase complex A subunit ARD1 (gene ARD1). Bases 1 to 687 code for a protein of 228 amino acids. NCBI's taxonomy places the organism in Eukaryota, Fungi, Ascomycota, Saccharomycetes, Saccharomycetales, Saccharomycetaceae. Gene Ontology annotation, cellular component: NatA complex. The record is from RefSeq and is a predicted model, not a curated record. Gene Ontology annotation, molecular function: protein N-terminal-serine acetyltransferase activity; protein-N-terminal-glutamate acetyltransferase activity. Gene Ontology annotation, biological process: N-terminal peptidyl-glutamic acid acetylation. The transcript has a single exon.
AUGCCGGUAAAUAUCAGAAGAGCUACGAUUGAAGAUAUCAUUUGCAUGCAGAAUGCAAAUUUGCAUAACCUUCCUGAAAACUACAUGUUGAAAUAUUACAUGUACCACAUCCUAUCAUGGCCAGAAGCAUCAAUUGUAGCUACCACAACAGAUGAUUUUCAUAGCGAGCUGGAUAAUUUGGUCGAAGACGGCUAUGAUUUGCAAAGACCUGUGGAUGGCCCCCGCGUGAAACUGGAUCCAACCUAUGUGGCCAAUGGCGAAAAGCUAGUUGGCUACGUCCUAGCCAAGAUGAACGAUGAUCCCGAAUCACAGUCCGAGCCUCCAAAUGGCCACAUCACCUCCCUCAGUGUAAUGAGAACCUAUCGAAGGAUGGGCAUCGCAGAGAAACUUAUGAGACAAGCUCUCUUUGGUCUUCGCGAAGUGUAUAAGGCAGAGUACGUCAUGCUCCAUGUGAGACAAUCAAACAGAGCUGCAUUACACCUGUACCGAGAUACACUACAGUUUGAUGUGCUAUCUAUCGAACAAGGUUAUUACCAAGAUGGCGAAGAUGCAUAUGCCAUGAAGAAAGUGCUUGUCCUCGACGACCUUCUACCUAGUAAGUUUCAAAAAGCCGAGGUAGAAGACAACCUCACCUCAGAUCUCUUAGAGGAUAUCCUCCAAGAGGGCCUCGAAAACGUCAUAGUCUGA